AGAGAGAGAGAGAGAGAGAGAGCAGCAGCAGCAGCAGCCAACCCGAAAGACAUCCCUCUCAAAUCCUCAGAAACCCAACCAAGAAACCACACCAAACCCUAAGUCAAACGAACUCUUCUUUCUCUCUUGCUCUCCUUCCUCAUGGCCCCUCGAACCAUAAUCUUGGAGAACGUUCUUGGUUAUGAUCAUUAGUUUGAGACCAUGAGCUCGAACGCCAGCUCCAGCGGAGGAGGCGGAGGCGGAGGGGGGAGUGGCGGCGGCGGGAGCGGGAGCGGGGGCGGCGGGCCAUGCGGCGCGUGCAAGUUCCUGAGGAGGAAGUGCGUGCCCGGGUGCAUAUUCGCCCCCUACUUCGACUCGGAGCAAGGGGCGGCGCACUUCGCGGCGGUGCACAAGGUGUUCGGCGCGAGCAACGUGUCGAAGCUCCUCCUCCACAUCCCCGUCCACAAGCGGCUCGACGCAGUGGUCACGAUAUGCUACGAGGCGCAGGCCCGACUCCGGGACCCCAUCUACGGCUGCGUGGCCCACAUCUUCGCCCUCCAGCAACAGGUGGUUAACCUCCAAGCCGAGCUCUCUUUCCUACAAGCCCACCUGACGACGUUGGAGCUCCCGACGCCUUUACCGCCGCCGCCCCCGGCUGUGGUGGUGCCGCCGCCCCUAUCGAUAGCCGAUCUCCCAUCGGCCUCAUCGAUCCCUGCUACUUAUGAUUUGUCCUCACUUUUUGAUCCAAUGGCACAAGCGGCGUGGAUGAUGCCGCAACGGCAGAUCGAUCCCCGUCAAUUCGAAGGCGGCGGCGGCGAUCUUAAUGCGCUGGCCCGGGAAUUGCUACGACGGCAAGGAUCUCCGCCUCCUGGCUGCAUAGAUGCGUCGUCAUCACCAUCGUCCGUCUCCAAAUGAGACUGACAACCCUAAUUUAUACUAGUACUUGCCCCGGGAUUUACUAUUGACGAUACAUAUUUUAGCAAGGGAAUUUUGAUUUUCUUGUUAUACUUUAGAGGCAAGUAAUAGCAACUAAUUAAUCUUUGUAGCCUGGUUCUCUUUUGCUUAUCCUCUUCUACAGUGAAAAGCUAGUGCAAUUGAACGCUAGAUUAUACAUGUAUUUGAGCUUCAAUUUGAAAAAAUGUCUAGCAAUUAAACUUGUAAUUUUCAAAAUA
Molecule: messenger RNA, 1151 nt
Organism: Syzygium oleosum
Lineage: Eukaryota; Viridiplantae; Streptophyta; Magnoliopsida; Myrtales; Myrtaceae
Product: LOB domain-containing protein 18
Exons: 2
Coding region: 202-894 (230 amino acids)
Biological process (GO): hormone-mediated signaling pathway; positive regulation of DNA-templated transcription
Cellular component (GO): nucleus
Source: RefSeq, a predicted model, not a curated record